UAUGCAAAAAACGAUUUUAGCUUUGCUAAUUGUUAUGUGUACAACACUUCAAGUGCAAGAGCUACAAUAGGCCAAUAAAUAAUUUGAUAAACUAUCUUAAGACUCUCCUGUAGGAAAAUUCUUAAUGGAUUUGGCUUAAAUUCAUGCAGAAGUAUAAGGACCAUUAGAUGAUUUAAAAGAAACAAUUGAAAAAUUUUAUGAGAAUUUGCAAGAGAGUAUCUCAUAAUUAGAUGGUGAAUUUCAAUCUAAAUAAGCAAUACAUUUGAAGUAGUUUAAUUUAAUCAAAUAGGGUUCUUUAAAAUUAUGAAUCUAAUUAAUAAGAUGCUUAAAUUGAUAUUGCUUAAUCAUAAGAUUAAUUAGAUAAUGUAUUAUCAAGAAAUAAAGAAAAUAUUGAAAAGAGAUUAAAAUAGAUCUAAUAAAAUAUUAAUGAUAAUAGAUCAAAUAUUUAAAGAGACAAAUUAUAAAGAAAUCAAUAAAAAGAUUAAAAUGUUGAACAUAUUCAUGAACAUCAAUAGGCAACCACAUCAAUUGAUGAAGCAUUAUCACUUGUAUAAGGUUUAAGUAGUGGAAAUAUUGCUUUUGUUGAAGCACCAAUGAAAAAGACUUUAGAUUAUAUAAAAUAAAAAGUAAAUUCAAAAGAGGAAUAUGCUCCAUUAGUAGAUGCAUUAAUAAGUUUAUCUGGAACAUAAGAUACAAAAUAAAUAAAAGAAUUGUUAAAUAAAUUAAGAAAUUAGAUUGUUGAUUCAAUGAUUCAAUUAACAUCAGAUGAAAAUGAUGCUUAAAAAAUGUUUGAUGAUCGUUAAAAGUAAUUGGAUUCAGAAUUUUAAGUAAAUAAUAAUUUAAUAUUGAUAGGAAUUCUAAACUUAAGUAAAUUAAGCAACUUAUGAUUUGGCAUCUAUUUCAGCUAGAAUUGAUUAAGAGAAAGAAUUUACAAAAUAGAGAUAAAGUGAUUUAGAUAUGUACAAUAGCUAAAUUGGUAUAUAAUAUAUUAAUAUUAAGAAAUGGAGAAUAAUAAUUUUGCUGCAAUUACUGGAUUAUAUAAUGAGAUUAGAUCUGUUAGAUUAAAGGAAUUAAAGAUUGCUGAAGAUGCUAAAAAGUAUUGAAUAUCUAUUAAUUAUAAUUAAGUUUCGCUUAUUCAUCACAAUUUAGAGAGUUGUUACAAUCAAAAUUGAACAAAUGA
This is a messenger RNA of Paramecium pentaurelia, 1180 nucleotides long. Lineage: Eukaryota; Ciliophora; Oligohymenophorea; Peniculida; Parameciidae. The record is from the annotation of a GenBank genome assembly.